Messenger RNA from Penaeus indicus, 6734 nucleotides. RefSeq names its product POU domain, class 2, transcription factor 2-like. The transcript is spliced from 9 exons. Gene Ontology annotation, biological process: regulation of transcription by RNA polymerase II. The coding region runs from base 295 to 2316 and encodes 673 amino acids. The record is from RefSeq and is a predicted model, not a curated record. Gene Ontology annotation, molecular function: RNA polymerase II cis-regulatory region sequence-specific DNA binding; DNA-binding transcription factor activity, RNA polymerase II-specific. NCBI's taxonomy places the organism in Eukaryota, Metazoa, Arthropoda, Malacostraca, Decapoda, Penaeidae.
AUCCCUCUUAGACGUAGCGUGCAGACUCUGAAGCAUUUGCAAGCACUCAUGCACACGUAAACACUCGGUGUUCUCAUACUAGCAGUGCUGUUGUUUGGUGCUCGGUGGGUGACGACCAUCAUUAACAAUAUCAGAGCGGCACGAACGGGCCGUGUGUGUUCCCCGGAAUUCAUUUCUCGGUACAGUGUGUCAGUCAUUCUGCAAGCGGCGUAGCGCAUGUGACCUGAGUGUUGGUGCUGAUGUUAUGACGUCAACGAGGUCAACGGAACACAGCGGAGGGUCAGGACAGUGAAGAUGGCACUCAUAAUGUGGCCCCGCAACGUGGACAGUGGCCAACUCACAGCUGAUCCGCUAAUAAAGAUGGAAAGAGACAGAAUGAGUUCCCCAACUGCUAGAGGUACGUUCGCUGAAGCCCUGGCCGCCAUCACUACACGGAGAGACGGCGCCGUGAACGGGUGCGAGCGAGACGACGUAGUGAGCGACUGCGGCAGCGACGGCGCCCACGACCACGCCCUCGACGACUCCAUGGACGGCACGCCGCCCUCAUCCGAGAUCCACCCGCCGCCCAACCGGCCGCGCUCGCCCACGCCCGUCGGUCUCCAGGGGCACGCCCAGAUGCAGCUUGUUCCCACGCCUCGGCACUUCCAUCCCGUUAUCAAUCUGGCAAGGGACCUGACCAGCCGCUCCAGCAACGGGGGCGGCGGCCGCACGCCCACCCCGUCACCGCCUCCCAUGGUCGUCCCCCCUCAUGUACCGCCGCCCCAUCCUUCACCCUCGCCCACGCCCACAUCCGCCGCCCACACGCCCAUCAGCAGCGCAUCGUCCCCCACCUCGGCGCCCGGGCCCGCCCACUCCGUGCAGGCCGCCCUCGCUGCCCUGCAGGCCGGCUCGCUCUCCCUCAACCAGCUGGUGGCCCUGGGAGCUCAGGGGCCAGGGAUCCUCAUGCAGAACCAGCUGGCGGCGGCGGCAGCGGCGGCCAACCAGCUGCCAGUGUCGUCUCCUCUGCCCAGCCUCGGCUCUCUCAACCCACAGGAGCUUCAGGCUUUGCAGCAAACUCUGUCCCAGCAACAACAGCAGAUUCAGCAACAGCUUCAGCAGUUUAUGCUGUUCUCCCAGUCAGGUGCAGCAUCUCAGUUGCCUCCUCAGGCUCAGCUGUUCCUUCAGAGCCAGCAACUGCAGUAUUUACAAAACCUCCUGCAGCAGGGUCUGCUGGCCUCUCCCGGCCUAGCGGGGCUGCAGGGUCUCCAACCACCCGUCUCGCAAGCGCCCUCCCAGACCGCGCAAGUGCGCAACGUACAGCAUGCCGUGGCCCAGGCCGCCCAGCAGUUGCAACAGCUGCAGAAGGCCCACCAGCAACACCAACAACAGCAGCACCAACAGCAGCCCCCACAACAGCAGCAUGUCCCUCGCGAUGUUCGCGACCUUCGUGAUUUACGAGAUAUCAGGGAUAUGCGGGACCUGCGGGACCUGCGGGAGCUCCGGGAUAUGCGGGAGCCCCCUCUACGGCCCCCUCCCCUGGAGCCUCCCCACGUCUCUGGCUCCCCCAUGGCGCCCCACCUCACCCCGCACGGCCACAUGCCACGCCCUCCUGUCUUACCUCACUCCCCGCCUCCCCCCCGACACUGGGAGCCGCCCCCGGAGGAGCCCACGGACCUCGAGGAGCUGGAGCAGUUCGCCAAGACGUUCAAGCAGCGGCGCAUCAAGCUGGGCUUCACACAGGGCGACGUGGGCCUCGCCAUGGGCAAGCUCUACGGCAACGACUUCUCCCAAACCACCAUCAGCCGCUUCGAGGCUCUCAACCUCUCCUUCAAGAACAUGUGCAAGCUGAAGCCGCUGCUGCAGAAGUGGCUGGAGGACGCGGACAAGACGGUGACGGACCCCACCACCCUGAGCAACCCCCUCACCUCGCCCGAUAACGUGGGCCGCCGCCGGAAGAAGCGGACCUCGAUCGAGACGAGCGUGAGAGUGGCGCUCGAGCGGGCCUUCCUCCAGAACCCCAAGCCGACCUCGGAGGAAAUUGCCAUGCUGGCUGACAACCUCUCCAUGGAGAAGGAGGUUGUCAGGGUCUGGUUCUGUAACAGACGCCAGAAAGAGAAGCGAAUAAACCCUCCCACGAGUGGCAUGGUGAGCCCGCCGCUGAGUCUCAGCAACACCUCGGUGUUCAGCACUGUACCCAUCUCCUCUGCCCUCACCCUUACCAGCCUGGGACAGCCCCCCCUCUCCCCCGUGGGCCCCUUGCCGUCUCCCUUGUCUCUGGUCACUCACAGCUACCCUCCAGCAUCGCCACCAGAGUCUGCUUCCACAAAGUCAGAGUAGGUGGGUGCCCGGGCUCCUUGCGAGGCUCUGAGGCCUCCCAGGGCAGCCCCCUGGCACCUACUCUCCCCUGCCACGCCCCGCCCCUCUCGUGCAAUGCCUCACCCCUUGGGAGGCGGGGACCUGUGGCUCUACGGGGCACCCCAGGAGUAGCACCAGGAAAAGCAACAUUGCCGCCCUCCCUCGCGGGGGGAACCAGCGCCACGAAGACGCUGCGUCGAGAAACGGAAUUUUGAGCUCCAGGAGGAGGAUCCUGUGUCAUUGUUGUUAGUGUGUAUGUGUGAUGGUGGUAGCCUGGCUGCCACGGACUCACACGGGUCUUGCAAGCCUCACCUAGCCAUGGCUGCCAGUAACAGGCGUGAUCAUAUCAGUGUGGCAAGGAGGCGGCCUCGGCGGACCGCGCGGAACAUGGGACAUUCGCCGCCGCGCCCAAGUGCCACUCGGUCGCAGACCAGGGCAGAGCCUAGACAUUGCCCCACAGGGCGCCCGCCGUUACGGCAAGUGUAGUGCGAGAACUGACUCUAGAAGGACAGUGAGUAGGCGCAAGGGUGCAGCGGGCUCUCGGAGGCGCGAGUGCAUUGUGUUCAGCGGCAGCGUGGCGCGCGGUCGGGCCAGGGCGCUCCCCACGCAGAACCUAACCCUCGGGCGGCGGCGAGGUGCCCCACUCUCGCUCUGUCUCGCUCUUAAGGUCUUAAUCUGUCAGCUGUGUCGUUAACAAAGUCUAACUAUGUCAAGAAAACGAGGAAAAAGAGAUUCUAUUACUUUUGAAGUGAAACUCCGGACGGCAAGACAGUGGGGGGCCCAGCCGUGGCCUCGAACGUGAAUCUUGGCAGUAGUUUGUAAGAGGAACGGGGUACACCGGGAAAGUGUUUUUAUGUGUAGUGGUUAGAUAGAUGAAUGAUUUCUGUAUUAUCAUUGGAAUACUGUCUAUGUGGCUUAUUUUAUCUAUGAGUACUAGUGUAACAUUCUAGUAAUGUCUACUUAAACAAUCUUGCCUAAUUCGAAAUGAAAGUUCCUGCAUAUAAAAUGAAGUACGUAACUUUUAAGAUACCUCAGCCAAACAGUGGUGUUUGUGGGGCGGUCGGGCGCGGUGAGGCUGGCCGAUUCCUAGCUGCAUUUUUACUGUUGUAGCCUCAGAGCGCGAGGUCCCAGCGCCGCCCCGCCCGCCCGCGCCCACGUGUGUUCUCUACUCCAACGUUGUGAUUGUGUAGUCAUGGAGUAUACUUCCCGUGGAUCCAUUAUGUUAGAUUCUUAAGGGCUUAGUGUAUCAGCAUCGCCCCGCCCCGCCCCCCCCCACCCCACCCCUAGGUCCCAGUCCCCUAAAGCCCCAACCCCUUACCCUAGCUCCUCCCCUUCCUAGCCCCCACAUCCCCCCACCUCCCCUCCCGACCCGCCCUCCUCUACGAGAGAUUACACGAACAGCGCGUGCUUGACCCGAGGGCCGGCGCGACCGUCUCCUUCACCCACACGCUCUCUCUCUUUCUCUCUCUGCGGCGCCCCAUCUCGCCCCACGUCAGAACCAGGGGGAAGGGGAGGGAGGGACGGGGGUCAUGCAAAGCCCCCUUCUCCUCCAUCUCACCCCCACCUCAUGUGGUCCCCCUCCCCCGCCUCCUUUUGUGAGUCUCUGCUUGUCUUCCAAAAGACUAAUAGACAAUUAAGAAAAAAAUAAUAAUUCCCAGUUAUCAUCGCGACCUUCUGUGCGUCCAUCGCCUGCUCGUUGUGGGCGUUAAGGUCCAGUUUAGUGCGGAGAAAAGGAACACAAUGGUUCCUACAGAUGAGUCCCUUUCCUAUGACUGAUUCCCUUCCCGCAACUCUUUAAUUUAUUAUUGUUAGUGUUAUUUCAGUUCAGUGCGAAAAAACGUGGUAAUCGCAGCCCCGUCCUUUCCCACUCCUCCCGCACUUCCUCCCGCACGCUGACCACGCCCCUCUGGCCCACCCGGGACGUUGCCUUGGCCCCCCUACCCUUCUGGGUUAAGGGGGGAAAGGUGUCACUCUUAGGACACUUCCAUUCUUUUCUCCCCAUGCCCGCCCGCUAUCCAUCCCCUCCCCCUCCCUACCCAUCCCCCUCCCUGCCCACGGGUGCUGACUCAACGGUGCGCAUGCGCGAAUAACUACCGUUCUUACCGUAGCUUUUGCCGACAUUUUCCUCUCCCUUGUGUGUCCGUGACGAAGUGCAAAAGCCGUCACUUCCCCUGUCUCCGUCAGUGUUUGGUCGCUCGAACAGUUAGGAAACUAUAUUUUCCAAGUCGAAGAUUACUAAUGAUUAAAAAAUAAGAUUUUGCUGUGCAGUAUACAAAACAAACAAACAAAAAACAAUGAUAGUAAUAACGAAGAUUGUGUGUGUAUCCCUUUUAAUUGCCAUGUCUUAAUCAAGCCUUCCGCACAGUGACUGCCCCCCAGUCGUCGCAACUCAGGAGCAUUAUCUUAUAGUAUAAAACAUUGGGGGGUGACCACUGUCGCCGCGGCUGCAAAAAAGCUCGUGAUUGGUGGAGAGCAGACUCGCGUUGGGUGUGGGUUUUGAUUGUGAUUGGUCGAUCCAGACGGUAGGGAUUCAUUCACUCGAACCGUAAGAAAUUAUAUGUUUAAAGAUAAAUAUAUGGAUAGAUAAAUAGAUGCACGAAAAAGUGAGAUGUAAAGAUUUAAAGUAAAUUGGUCACUUUCACAGUGUGGGAGAGAGAGUUGCCGUUUUGUGUUAUAUUUGGAGAUUUAACCCCCUCCCUCCUUUCUCCCUUACCCCUCCCCUUCCCUAACACCCUCCCUUCUCCCUCCCUCUCUUGUAAUUGUUAUUUGUAAGGUUAACUUGUAGAUCCACGAAACGCUAAACGAGGUAUGGGUGUGGCCAUCCACAACGUUAAAGAGAAAAUUAAUAAUAAAAUAAACAUGGGUACGUUCUUGGUGAAAGGCUCGUUGUAGAAGCGGACGAGCGAGAGAGAAAGAGAAAGAGAGACACGGAAGGAAUUUCAGGAGACGAAUACCGAGAUGGACAGAGAGAAGAAGAGACAAAGAGAAAGGCGAGAUUGUGAGGCUCAGCACGCCGUCAGCUGGGACACAGGCUCCCUCGCCGGCGUCUCCGUCUCGCGUCGAUGGAAGACAAACUUAACCCGGUUGUAACACGUGGCAAAAAGAAAGCUGCUGGUGAAUUCCUGUUUUCUUAUUGUUGUUGUGAAUCAUAAUUUAAUAAUAAUUAUUAAUAAUAAAAAAACUGAAAGUUUCUGGUGAACUUUUUCUUUAUGUUGUUGUAAAGUAUAGUGAUCAAAGUUUCUGUUUCUUUUGUUUCCCUCCUUUAUUUUUCUUUUUUUCUUAUUGUAUAAAUUCCUGAAAAAUUGUUUCGAAAAAAAUCUUUGUUGUAAGACUAAAAUGUUCAGUGUUAUUUUCUUUUUUCUUUUUUAUAAUGUAAGUCGCGAUUAUCGAAGGCUAGAUGGGCAUUAUUCUUGGUCGCCGCUUAAGUAUAGAUCAGUCCCCUUUGCGCUCGAAAAUGCGUGCGCACCCGCAAGCGCGCAUCUCAGAUAUUUUGGCCGACAUUCCACAGGACUCAAAGAAAGAAGUGGUAAAUACAUAAAUAAAAAGGCAGUCUACAAGAAUAGGAAAAUAUGUUACUGCAUCAGCACAAACCUCGCCCCUCUCCUUCCAGGUCUCGAACUCAGACUUGCGUCGGAGGCGCUGACGAACAAGACUGACCCGGUGAACAAUGCCGUUGUCUAAUGGUCUCUCCAUUUCCUUCAGGCCAUGCAGCAUAGGAGGGGGGAACUGGGGUGGGUGAAUUGUCAACAUUUCCUUGCUUCCAUUUUCCCGCCAUUUUCAUGUUUUCCUCUUCAGUUCCCAGUUUCAUCCGGUGCACGUGUUCUGCUCACUUCACUGAUAGAAUCAUCGCGUGUUCUCCGAAUCAUUUCACCCUUAGCAGUCACUCUGAUUUCGAGACUUCAUCCAACUUUCCCCCUCCCCCCCCCCCCCUUCACGCAGACACAGCCCCAUCCCUUAUCCAUCCCGCCCAAAUCCGCGAACCCCCCUCCCCCCCCAUUUCCAACCCUCUCUGACCACUUACCGAAGAGAAUUGAAAAGAAAACCAUGGAUGAAAUAACCACGUUAGGUGAGGCAUCCAGCUGUUGUGCUGAAGAGGACCUCUCGGGUAGCCCCAAGAGUGAUGCAGGAGUUCGAGUCAUGUGAUACACUGCCCACAAGAGGUCGCUCCGAUCCCAUAGGAUGUAUUCAAACUGCGUGUAGAGUUUAUUUCUUUUCUUCUCCUUUUUUAUAUAUAUAAACUCCCCUACUCGUCCACCCCUAAAAUCAUUUCCAUAUUUGUUUGUUUGUUUGAUAUCGCUCAUGUUCUGUAUGCUCCCGUUUUCUAAACACUCGUUGAACCAUGAAAACUCGAUUCGCGGAGUCGUUUGAUGUUUCGAAGCCUCAUCGUCAUUUUUGUGUAA